AUGUUUAUUUCUUUGUGGGAGUUCUUCUAUGGGCACUUUUUUCGAUUUUGGAUGAAAUGGCUCUUACGACAGAUGACUGGAAAAUGUGAAUUGCAGCGAAUUUUUGAUACCUGUGUAGGUGCACAAAGGACACACAGGAUAGAAAAUUCCUUGACAUACUCCAAGAAUAAGGUUUUACAGAAAGCGACUCUUGUUGUCCAGAGUGAAGUGGACAAAUGUGUGGAAGAUAUAAUGAAGGAAAAGAAUAUUAACCCUGAGAAGGAUGCCAGUUUUAAAAUCUGUAUGAAGGCGUGCUUACUGCAGAUAUCUGGUUAUAAACAGCUCUAUUUGGAUGUAGAAAGUGUGAGAAAAAGGCCAUAUGAUUCUGAUAACCUCCAACAUGAAAAGCUGCUUCUCAAGCUUUGGAAUCUUCUAAUGCCCACGAAAAAGUUGAAGGCUAGAAUCUCCAAGCAGUGGGCUGACAUUGGUUUCCAGGGUGAUGAUCCCAAAACUGACUUCAGAGGCAUGGGCAUACUUGGAUUAAUCAAUCUUGUGUAUUUCAGUGAAAAUUAUACCAGUGAAGCUCACCAGAUUCUUUCCCGUUCAAAUCAUCCAAAAUUAGGGUAUUCUUAUGCAAUAGUUGGAAUCAACCUUACCGAGAUGGCUUACAGCUUGCUGAAGAGUGAAGCUUUGAAGUUUCAUCUCUACAACUUUGUUCCUGGUAUACCAACAAUGGAACACUUUCAUCAGUUUUAUUGUUACCUUGUCUAUGAAUUUGACAAGUUUUGGUUUGAAGAAAAGCCAGAAAGCAUUAUGUAUUUCAACAUGUAUAGAGAGAAGUUUCAUGAAAAGAUUAAAGGACUCUUACUGGAUUGUAAUGUAUCACUUACUUUAAAAAUAUGA
This is a messenger RNA of Neomonachus schauinslandi (Hawaiian monk seal), 882 nucleotides long. RefSeq names its product ELMO domain containing 2 (gene ELMOD2). Gene Ontology annotation, cellular component: membrane. The transcript has 8 exons. The record is from RefSeq and is a predicted model, not a curated record. Gene Ontology annotation, molecular function: GTPase activator activity. NCBI's taxonomy places the organism in Eukaryota, Metazoa, Chordata, Mammalia, Carnivora, Phocidae. The coding region runs from base 1 to 882 and encodes 293 amino acids.